Rhipicephalus microplus (southern cattle tick) is the source of this 485-nucleotide messenger RNA. RefSeq lists its product as uncharacterized. The record is from RefSeq and is a predicted model, not a curated record. Gene Ontology annotation, cellular component: NuA4 histone acetyltransferase complex. Gene Ontology annotation, molecular function: protein binding. Lineage: Eukaryota; Metazoa; Arthropoda; Arachnida; Ixodida; Ixodidae.
UGACAAGUGAAACGCCGCUUGAAGUACCAACCAACGAACCAUGCUCUCCGUUGCCCGAUCUUCCAGAGAGCCACCCGAAAGAAACUGCUACAGAUACAUGGUCUACGCGCGAACGGCUGUGUUUGGCGUCAUCGGUGUUAAGAAGCGGAGACCAGGAUUGGAUGUCCGUAAGCAGUGCGAUACGGCCUUUGGGCGAGCCUAAUCGACCGAACGAUUGGUUUUCCCAAAAGAAUUGUGCUCUGCAGUAUGCCGAUCUCUUGGAGAAAGUGGAGUCUCUCAAGAGAACGCGAGGAGAUUGCGGUGGCUUGGACACCCCCGGUGACUUAAUCGUCCGAAAUCUUACUUUGGAGCGCAUUGAAGAACUGAAGAAACUGAUCCAAGAAGAAAAGCAACAACAUAAGUUACUACGAGAAGACAUUCAGAGUAUUGUUUCUGGAGCAAUGGAUGGUGAUCUAGUGGCGCUGCUGGAGAGCAUCCUGGUGUGA